Molecule: messenger RNA, 732 nt
Organism: Stylonychia lemnae
Lineage: Eukaryota; Ciliophora; Spirotrichea; Sporadotrichida; Oxytrichidae
Source: the annotation of a GenBank genome assembly
AUGAACAAAACUUAUAAAAAGAAAUAGUAAAAAAAGAGAAGAAGUCUUGAGGAUGAUAAUACUAUUAAACCGAUCACCCCAGAGGAUAUGAUAAGAUAAUUUAAUUUCAAUUACUCAAGUGUAUCAUACUAAGCAAUUAUGAAAGAGCUGGAUUACUUCUUCAAAAUUUAGAUAGAAUAAAAGGCAGGAAAUGAUACUCACGACUAUUUGAAAGUUCUGAAUGGAACUGAUUUUCAAGAACCUGAACAAAGGGCUAUGUAUUUUUACAAGUAAAAUAGACUGAAUAAUUAUUAAGUUGACUUUCCCAAUCCAAGAUAUUUCAAGAUUAUGAUGAAAGUUGAUCCUUGUAGGAAUAUGGGUACUACUGAUUUAUGUUGUGAUGGUUCGAAUGAAGCUGCUUGUGAGGAUAAUACAUCUAUUGUGUCAGGUACUGAUAUCGGUAUUGCUUGGCUAACAACAGGUUAUGUUUUGAUCUGCAGUGAUUUAUAUUAAGACACGAAAAAAUGCGGCACAUUUAUAGAAAUUCAUAAACCAAAUGAUGAAACUAUAGUGGAGGAACUUUAAAUUUUAACAUCAAUUGCUAGUGGUUUCUCAACUGAAUUUAUUUCGACAAAAAAUCUUUGCGCGGGAAGAUAUGAAUUUUGGUUUAUUCUAAGAACUAGAAAUGGAAGCAUUUUAUAGCAUGUAAAACCAUUUUAUUCAGAAUAUCCAGCUUGCGAAAUUGCUAGUUGA